CUCAUCCCUCCUUCGACCGUACAUUGUUUAGUAUUCAGGCAAGCCGCUCCGGUGCGCACACCGCCCCAUUGCCCCCUUCUUUCUCUCUCUACUAAACCCUCUAUGCUCUAAUCUCUCUACAGCAAUUAUACACACACACAUAUAUAUAUAUCGUCGAUUGCGUACAUUCUCUAUCUGCGUAUAUUUCUUGAUGCGGAGUUGAAGUUUCUCGUGGUCGUGGAUUGACUAUGAAUGCGUGUUCCUGAAUUAGAGGUUCGAAUUCUCUCAUGGAUUCGAUUUGGAUUCACAGCAGCGACCCAAGCGCUUGGCAUUUCAUUCUCGCGAUCCUAUUCGCAUUUGGUUUCGUUGCCCUCAGGGUUAUACUUGACAGAUUCUUAUUUCGUAGGCUUGCCAAAUGGUUGUUGAACAAUGGAGCCCGUCCAGUGAAGCGCAAUGAGGCUGCACGGAUGAUUGUAAAAUGCUCGGAGUCUAUGUGGAAGCUAACUUACUAUGCCACUGUUGAAACAUGGGUUCUAACAACUACCUACGAUGAGACAUGGUUCAGAGAUAUAAAAGAGUACUUCAGCAGCUGGCCAAAUCAAGAGUUAAGGCUUUCCCUAAAGAUGUACUAUAUGUGCCAAUGUGGGUUCUACAUCUACAGCAUUGCUGCCUUACUCACAUGGGAAACUCGGAGGAAGGAUUUCUCUGUGAUGAUGUCUCAUCAUGUAAUCACUGUUAUCCUGAUUGGAUACUCAUACCUUACAAGCUUCUUCCGGAUUGGCUCAGUUAUUCUUGCAUUGCAUGAUGCAAGUGACGUGUUUAUGGAAGCUGCUAAAGUUUUCAAAUAUUCUAGGAAGGAGCUUCGAGCUAGUGUGUUCUUUGGACUUUUUGCUAUUUCAUGGCUUAUACUAAGGCUGAUAGUCUUUCCUUUUUGGAUAAUCAAGGCCUCGAGCUAUCACGUCUGCCAGGUCUUGAAGAUAACGGAUGCGUAUCUCAUAUCAUUAUACUAUGUUUUCAAUACGAUGUUACUGACCCUACUUGUUUUCCACGUAUACUGGUGGAUUCUUAUAUGCGCAAUGAUCACAAGACAGCUGAAAAAUAGAGGAAAAGUUGGUGAAGAUAUACGGUCUGAUUCAGAGGAUGAUGAAUAGGAGGAAGAUUCCGCUCAAACUUUUUUUGCACAUUGUCAAUAUGCAUACAUACCCUUGAGGAGUUUCAUUCGCCUUCUUUUAUAGGUUUAUGAGCUGAAAAUUUUAGUACAUAUUGGUGGUGUUAGCUAUGGGAAGAUUGCUUUUGACGAGACUUCAUUUGCUUGAUUCUUACCCGUAGAAAUGGGCUGAAGUUUCUACAUUUCUAUUUUGUUUUUUUGUUUUUUUCUUCUUUUGAGUAGGAAAAAAGACACAGGACCAUCUAGUAAGUGGGCUCCAUGAUAACCCUGUGUUGUAUAAAAUAAUUAGUUAUUGCUGUAUAAUUCUCAAUGAUCUCUUCUUUUUUCUUUUCUUUUUUUUUUUGAAGUAAAUAGAUGAUCCCUUGCUCCGAGAGUAUACUUCUGUGAAAAAAUGAACAGAGCAGUUAACAAGAUUUUUAAUUUAUUUCU
Cornus florida is the source of this 1576-nucleotide messenger RNA. RefSeq names its product ceramide synthase LOH2. Gene Ontology annotation, molecular function: sphingosine N-acyltransferase activity. Lineage: Eukaryota; Viridiplantae; Streptophyta; Magnoliopsida; Cornales; Cornaceae. Gene Ontology annotation, biological process: ceramide biosynthetic process. The record is from RefSeq and is a predicted model, not a curated record. The coding region runs from base 267 to 1130 and encodes 287 amino acids. Gene Ontology annotation, cellular component: endoplasmic reticulum; membrane. The transcript is spliced from 6 exons.